Messenger RNA from Musa acuminata AAA Group (dessert banana), 1194 nucleotides. RefSeq names its product agamous-like MADS-box protein MADS2. The transcript has 8 exons. Gene Ontology annotation, cellular component: nucleus. NCBI's taxonomy places the organism in Eukaryota, Viridiplantae, Streptophyta, Magnoliopsida, Zingiberales, Musaceae. The record is from RefSeq and is a predicted model, not a curated record. The coding region runs from base 133 to 855 and encodes 240 amino acids. Gene Ontology annotation, molecular function: DNA-binding transcription factor activity, RNA polymerase II-specific; RNA polymerase II cis-regulatory region sequence-specific DNA binding; protein dimerization activity. Gene Ontology annotation, biological process: positive regulation of transcription by RNA polymerase II.
GGGAGAGGAGAAGGAACGAUGGAGUGGACGAGCGACGAAUCCUUUCUGCAUUAGCGUGGUUUUUUUUUUGGGGGGUGGGGAGGGGGGAGGUGUUGGUGGUAUCGAGAUCUGUAAGGAAGCAGAUAUAUCGAUAUGGGGAGGGGGAAGGUGGAGCUGAAGAGGAUCGAGAACAAGAUAAACAGGCAGGUGAGCUUCGCAAAGCGCCGCUGCGGGCUGCUAAAGAAGGCUCACGAGCUGUCGGUGCUGUGCGAUGCGGAGGUAGCGCUCAUCGUCUUCUCCGCUCACGGUCGCCUCUUCGAGUUCUGCAGCACCUCCAGCAUGCUCAAGAUAAUUGAAAGGUACCAAAUGUUCAGGAAUAAUGCAGAAUCUGUACCAACAUCAAGUGAAGCUCAGAACAGUUAUCAAGAAUACUUGAAGAUGAAAGCAAGAAUCGAAUAUCUGCAGCAUUCUCAGAGCAAUCUCCUCGGUGAGGAGCUAGGGCCAUUAAGUAUUAACGAGCUCGAGAGACUCGAGAAUCAAAUAGAGGUGUCUAUAAAGCAGAUCAGAUCAAAAAAGAUGCAGCUAAUGCUUGAUCAGCUUUACGAUCUAAAAGACAAGGAACAAGAGUUGCAAAAAGACAACAAAAACCUAAGAAGGAAGCUGCAAGAAGGUGGUUCACAAACUCAGCUCCAACCAUCAUGGCCAGAUGGAGGUAACAGUGCUGCCAAGAAGCCUCCUCGAGCGGAAGGAUUGUUACAGCUACUGGAAUAUGACCCAGCUUUGCAAGUCGGAUCCAGUCAAUCAUGCACAGCCCCGUCGAACGACGGUGAAGGCGCAGCUCGGGAUGACGACGGGCUCAUCCCAAGAUGGCUUUGACGGCUACGUGUCUCGAGAUCACAUCGGCGCACCUGUAGUUAUAGGUUCCUUUCGCCUAUUUCCAAAUCCUGUUUAUGGCUUUAUCUGUCGCUCCCCCCCCCACCCUCCUCCUCCUCCUCUCUCUCUCUCUCUCUCUCUCUCUUUGUUUCUUCGCCCUCGUAUAAAGACCAAUAGAACGAUAAUAAAGAUACCAACGGUAUCGUAGCAACUCAACUCUGUAGCAACUGCAAGAUGAUGUGACUAGUUGAACUGGUUAUUUGUAGCAUGGCGUACUCGGUAAUCGAGUUGAUCUGCACAGAAGCUGAGAACAUAUUUACUGUCAUUUACUUGAGUGUUAUG